AUGCUUAAUAUUUCUUCAAAUGAUAAAAUAGAUUCUGAUAAAACUUUUUCCGAUCCAUUUAUAAAAUUUGAACGCUCAUCAUCACAUAAAGAUAUAUCUUUUCGUGAUUUAGUUUUAUCAAUUAAACAAUAUACUAUUACUGCUUUUAUGCCCAAAGAUUAUCAUGACUCUGUAACUAAAGAUUAUUGGGGAUUCAUGAAAUGGCAGUUUUAUCAUAAUAUUGCCGGAUCUGUCACUGGAGUUUUAUCAACACAAUCUUUAAUUUACGCCAUGGGACUGGGCGCAAAUUCAAUCCCUCUCGCUGCAGCAUUAAAUUGGAUUAUAAAAGAUGGUUUAGGUCAAUUAGGUGGUGUAAUCUAUGCUGCAUCUAUUAACGACCGUUUUGAUUCUGAACCAAAACGUCAUCGGUUUCAAUCUGUAAUUGUUAUGCAAUGGGCUUCUCUACUGGAAUUCUUGGGUGAUAUUACCGGAAAGUCUGGGUCACAGAGUACAGCAGCAGGUCUACUUGGUACUGCUUCCAUCACAGUCUAUAGUGCUUCUCAGUCGAUUAUUCCAAUCAUGAUCUGCUUUAUUCCAUUUUCAAUUUUCAACAUUUAUUCAAGCUAUCGGUCUAAUCUUUAUGUGACAACAAAUACUCUCAAUGUUCCUCGUGCAGAAAUGAUUUUAUAUGGUAUUUUAAAAUCACUUGAUGAAAGAUCAAAUUUAUCUUUACCACAUAAUAAUGUCAUAAAAGAUCUAAUACCGACACCAAAAAAUAUAUCAUCACGAGAAAUAUUUGUUGGUUAUUAUCAUUCAUCAUUUAAAAUACCUCUGGUGAUCGAGCCUGCUUUACAUCAUUAUACUUCACAGGAAUAUACAAAUAAUUUGAUUACAUCUCUAACACAUAAAGGGUUCAUUCAUUCUGAAGAAUAUUUCAUUCUUCAUACACCAAAUCGUAAUUCCGGUAACAAACAACAUGUUGUACUUUGGUUUUCACAAAAUGCAAAAUCAAAAGAUAUGAUUAAAGGUUUUUAUCAUGCAUGUGCAGUAAGGUAUUUAUUGGAAGGUCAUGAUCUUUUUAAAUUAGAUAAAGAUUAUAAUGAUUUCAUUUUUAAUAUUAUGAAAAUUUCUCAUGAAUGGGUAGAAAAUUCAUUUGAAAUUUUUUUAAAAGUUCUUGUAAAAAAAAAUUGGGAGAUUGAACAUACUUUUUUGACGGAUAAAAAUAAUCAUAGAUUAUCUAUAGAUAAUUAG
Messenger RNA from Cetraspora pellucida, 1230 nucleotides. NCBI's taxonomy places the organism in Eukaryota, Fungi, Glomeromycota, Glomeromycetes, Diversisporales, Gigasporaceae. The record is from the annotation of a GenBank genome assembly.